AUGAGCAUCAGCAGCAAUAACACAGCUGUCCUCAACCGGGAGCAAUUCGUCGAGGCAUUAACCAAGGCCGUAUAUUCGAAGCAGUUUAAAUUGUCGGCAAAGGGUUCGACAACAGGACAUUUGGGGGCUCUCAAGGCACCGGUGACUCUGGAUAAAGAUGUGGAACUUGCUGGGCUGGACAAACUCAGCGGGUUCUCCAUCGAUACAGCCAGCCUUAUCCUACCAGCGGAAGAAGAUGGAACUAACCUGAGAGGAACCGCAACACUGCCCAACCAUUCUGUUGUCACAUUUGCUCUGGUGAGUCAGUUCAUUGACUAG
This is a messenger RNA of Aspergillus oryzae RIB40, 318 nucleotides long. RefSeq names its product DUF3712 domain-containing protein. Gene Ontology annotation, cellular component: fungal-type vacuole membrane. NCBI's taxonomy places the organism in Eukaryota, Fungi, Ascomycota, Eurotiomycetes, Eurotiales, Aspergillaceae. The coding region runs from base 1 to 318 and encodes 105 amino acids. The transcript has 2 exons. The record is from RefSeq and is a predicted model, not a curated record.